Microtus oregoni (creeping vole) is the source of this 555-nucleotide messenger RNA. Its product is annotated as basic salivary proline-rich protein 2-like. The transcript has 3 exons. Lineage: Eukaryota; Metazoa; Chordata; Mammalia; Rodentia; Cricetidae. Bases 1 to 555 code for a protein of 184 amino acids. The record is from RefSeq and is a predicted model, not a curated record.
AUGACCAAUGACCACAAAAAAGAGAAAAAGAAGAGGCUGAAAUACUGGCAGGAGACUCGAGGGCGUCCUGGGUCACUGAGUAGUGAGCCUGGUUGUGCACGCUUCCUAACCACUCCACCAGCUCUAACCCGCGUCCACCUAGCCCAGGCAGAGCCGCCUCCCCAAGGUAAGCUGUUUACUGGUCGCCGUCCUGGCGAUCCUCCCUGGACAGCUGCGGCAGCCACAGCAGCUGCGCCGCAGCCCGGAGCUCCCGGCGCUCCUCCUUCCUCCCUCCCGGUCUCCGAUCUCACUUCUGCGGGCCACUCACACACUCGCUGCCGCCGCCACACACCCGGGAGUGUGUGUGCAGGACCCAGGGGGCGGGCAGGCGUGGCGGCACGCCGCAGGCCAGCUCCUCCCGGAUCGUGCUCCCCGGUCCAGCCUCCCUCCACUCUGCCCACCUCAGGGACACCUGAGCAGCCACUGGGCGGUGGAGGCUGCAGGCCCGGGGGACCGAGUGGCACCCCGGAGAAAACAGAGCAGGAGGCGGGGCGGCAGCGCAGACCACCGCCUUAG